Eleginops maclovinus (Patagonian blennie) is the source of this 2256-nucleotide messenger RNA. Its product is annotated as arylsulfatase I. NCBI's taxonomy places the organism in Eukaryota, Metazoa, Chordata, Actinopteri, Perciformes, Eleginopidae. The transcript is spliced from 2 exons. Bases 1 to 1503 code for a protein of 500 amino acids. The record is from RefSeq and is a predicted model, not a curated record.
AUGCAAUAUUUCUUGAUUUCGAAAAGUCCCACUAUUGUGUUGUAUGGACAUCUUAUCGAGACUCCUGCCACUUGUCUUGCCAGCUACCAAAUUCACACCGGACUCCAGCAUUCAAUCAUCCGAUCACGUCAACCUCUCUGCCUGCCUGCAGACAUCCCCACCCUCCCAGAGCGCCUGGUUGAAGCAGGAUACGCCACACACAUGGUGGGGAAAUGGCACCUGGGCUUCUGCAGGCCGAGCUGCCUCCCUACAGGUCGGGGCUUUCAGAGCUUCCUGGGCACACUGACUGGCAGCGGAGACCACUUCACCUACCGGAGCUGUGACGGAGCGGAGGCUUGUGGAUUUGACCUGCAUGAAGGAGACAAGCCUGCCUGGAAGAUGACUGGCAACUACUCCACACUUCUCUAUGUAGACAGAGUGAAGCAGAUCCUGAGGAGCCACGACCCCCUCAAACCACUCUUCCUUUAUCUGUCCUUUCAGGCCCCUCAUACACCCCUGCAGGUACCAGAUCAAUUUCUUCAUUACUAUGAUUCUCAGGGCAAUCGUCUCAGGCGUCAGUACGCAGCCAUGCUGAGUUGCCUGGACGAAGGUGUUGGAAAAGUAGUUCAGGAACUGAAGACGAGUGGGCUUUACCAAAACUCAGUACUGAUCUACUCCUCUGAUAACGGAGGGCAGCCACUCUCUGGGGGGAGCAACUGGCCACUUAAAGGUGGAAAGGGAACCUACUGGGAGGGGGGCAUCAGGGCUGUGGGCUUUGUCCACAGUCCCCUCCUGAAGAAGAAGGGUGUAGUCAGCAGAGCUCUGAUCCACGUUUCAGACUGGUUUCCCACAUUACUGGGGCUGGCUGGGGCCCUGCAGUCCAACCACAGCCUAGACGGUCACGAUGUGUGGGAGACCAUCAGCAAAGGCUUGCCCUCCCCUCGCACUGAGAUUCUUUUCAACAUUGACCCAGUCUCCAGGAAGCCUGGGGAGCCAUAUGACAAGGCAUUGGUACUCAAUGGAUUUGGGAUUUGGGACACAGCCGUAAGGGCAGCCAUAAGAGCUGGAGACUGGAAGCUUUUGACAGGAAAUGUGGGUGACGGGGACUGGAUACCCCCACAUGCUCUUCCGGGUGGUCCAGAGAGAUGGCAGAAACUGGAAAAGCACCGCAAUGAGGUGGGGAAGUCUGUUUGGCUGUUUAAUAUAACCUCAGACCCCUACGAGAGGUCAGACCUGGCAGAGGUUCGUCCAGAAGUCGUGAAACAUCUGCUGACUCGGCUGGCAGAGUACAACCGCACAGCUGUGAUGCCCAGGAACCCACCAGAUGAUCCUAUGGCUGACCCAGAGCUCCACGGAGGGGUGUGGAGCCCCUGGCUUGGCCUACAGGGACAGGAGGGGGAUAAUGGAGAGGAGGAUGGUAGAAAAGAAAAGAUGAUGAAGAUUAAACACUGCAGAGUAUGCAAACUGAAAGCCCUCUUCAAAAAGGUGGGCUCACGCCUGGAGAGGAAAACACUGUUCUCCUAAACAUCUCAUCCAAAUGGUUUAGUCUGCUUCAAAUGAAUUAGACACAUCUAAAGGUAAAAGGGUGAAAAAAAUCCAUUUUGAAUAGCCAUAAUCAAUAGGGGAACAAACAGUCAUCCAAAUGGGUACAAUUGCAGGCAGUUGAUAAAUAGUCUCUCCUCAAAGGCAUUCAUGCUUUUGGUUGUGUACGAUUUUGGAAAAUUGCAAGAACAAGUGGACACCAAUUUACAACAUCAUGCAUUUUUGGGAACAGGGUUCAGAUGGUUUUCAGUAAUCUAAUUCCUUAUUUUAAGGAUAUAGACAGCUUUACCACGAGGAUCUGAAAUGGAAAAGGUGGAUGGAGACACAAACAAAACACCAGACAAGCAGGCAGGUCAGACAGACGAGAUAGAGCCACAAUCAAAUACUGAGAGUCUGCAGAUAAACAGGCUGAUAGAAAAGUAAACAGGGCUGUGCUGAGCAGGCAGACUCACUCAGUGUCCUGCAGCAGGGUGACUUUGAGCCAUUGCAAGACAGCGUUAGGAGCAAUGUGUGUGUCAGUAUGCAUGUAGGCCAGUAUCCAUGAAUAGUUUGAAAAAUACAAAUAGAGUUUGUGCCUUUGGAAGUGAGGCCUGAAGAAAUGGAGGAUCUUGAUGUCUCAUCAUUCUGACACAAAGGUACCCGCGGGGUCUGUUUUGGUCAAAUGUCAUCUUGAUUUUUUUGUUUAGGGGCUAUACUAUUCACUUCUGCACACUCUGCCUUUGAAAGACCUCUGAA